This is a messenger RNA of Musa acuminata AAA Group (dessert banana), 957 nucleotides long. RefSeq lists its product as uncharacterized. Gene Ontology annotation, molecular function: protein binding. NCBI's taxonomy places the organism in Eukaryota, Viridiplantae, Streptophyta, Magnoliopsida, Zingiberales, Musaceae. The record is from RefSeq and is a predicted model, not a curated record. Bases 1 to 681 code for a protein of 226 amino acids. The transcript has 10 exons.
AUGAACUACUGGGUGUACCUAGGCGAGCAGUAUGUGAAUAGCUCCACGCUAUUAGAUGUUACCUUUCUAGUUGAAGGCAAGUGCUUUUAUGCACACAGAAUUGCUCUGCUUGCUUCUUCAGAUGCAUUUCGUGCAAUGUUUGAUGGUGGCGACUGGGAGAAGGAUGCAAGAGACAUUGAGAUUCCUAACAUAAGAUUGGAGGUCUUUGAAUUGAUGAACCUAAGUGUAGUUCCUUCUUCUAGUCAUGAUACUGAAGGUUCUGAUGAUCGGUUGAGAUCACUACUGAUAUCGCGCAAGAUCUUCUAUGAGCUGCAUAUCAGUAUCUUCUUGAGGGUCUUAAACGCCUAUGUGAAUAUGCCAUUGCACAAGCAUUCUCUUCUAAUCCAGCAAAUAACUCCAGAGAUCCGCAACUACUUUGGCUUGUACAGUUGGAGCAUUUCUGCACCAAACAUCUAUUUCCAAAGGGGGGCAAGUCGGGGUGCUCAUAUAGAUAGUUGCGUAUUGACAACUUCAACUGGAAAUGCUCGUCAGGGUGUCCUCGAUAUCAAAGUAAAGAUCAUGUUGGAUUGGGAUCCUAAAGGAAAGCAGGACCCCAUGACUCCUUUGCCAGAUCAUGUUACAAUUCAUGCCCCAAAGGAGGAAGAGUUAAUCCAACCUCCUGUUCUGCCUCUAGAGAUUUAAUUUGAAUGCUACAACCUUUGCAAAAGGAAUUAGGAUUACAUUUCUUCUUGAUAAGCUUGCGGCAGGCGUUCUUCUUGCUAUUGAAAUCCGACCAUAUCAUAUCAAUAAGACUUCCGGAGAGAUUGCAUUUCCUUCCAUGAUGUGUGUUUAAUAUUUUGCAUAUCAGUUGACAAUUCAGAAUUGUUUUGGCCAUUGCCAAAUGCUUCAAACCAUGUAAUUCUUUAUCGAUUCAGUGAUAAUUUAAGUGAUGGUUUUGAUUAAAGGUUUUCUAUAGUA